AUGAAAGUAAACCAUUCAAUUUCAAGAUUUCGUCCGGCCUCAUGGUUCGAAAAGACAAAGAUAAUUCCACCUCAGGUGUACAUUUUUAGGAAUCUGGAGUAUGGACAGGUACUGUACUCUCAAUUUCCCAACUUUUCUCAGAAGCAGAUAGAAAAGCUGUUUAUGAGACCAAACUGGAGCAACAGAAAGCCAUCAUUGAGAAGGGACAUUUGGAAAUGUAUGUGCGUAGUAAAUUUACAAAAUUACCAACAGAGUGUCCAGUUGUACCAGAAUCUUUGCCGGUUGCGAUACUUACGUGACGUGGCACAGCGUAAGGAGAGCGACAAGCUAAGGAAAAAGGACUCCAACGGGCACGUUUGGUAUAGCGGGCAAUACAGACCCACAUAUUGUCAAGAAGCGGUAGCAGACUUACGAGAGUCGUUGCUGAAGGUGUUUGAGGGUUCUGCACAAGCCGGAAACCAGACAAUACACACCAAGAAACCGUCCAUUUACUGGGAAGAUCCGUGGAGAAUGGGUGACAAAGACAAGCGCUGGAAGUUCAAAGUGUUCGAUGUUUUGGGGUUGGAACACAAACUCAUCGAGCGUGUAGGGAAUGUCGCAAGGGAAGAAAGCGUAAUUCUUAAAGAGUUAGCCAAGCUGGAAGCAAACUCUACGAACCAGACGGGAGUCCCUUCGCAGUAG
Messenger RNA from Saccharomyces mikatae IFO 1815, 681 nucleotides. It is a transcript of the gene MHR1, whose product is annotated as mitochondrial 54S ribosomal protein mL67. Gene Ontology annotation, biological process: positive regulation of mitochondrial DNA replication; DNA recombination. The transcript has a single exon. Gene Ontology annotation, molecular function: single-stranded DNA binding; structural constituent of ribosome; DNA strand exchange activity. The record is from RefSeq and is a predicted model, not a curated record. The coding region runs from base 1 to 681 and encodes 226 amino acids. Gene Ontology annotation, cellular component: mitochondrial large ribosomal subunit; nucleus. NCBI's taxonomy places the organism in Eukaryota, Fungi, Ascomycota, Saccharomycetes, Saccharomycetales, Saccharomycetaceae.